Messenger RNA from Phascolarctos cinereus (koala), 5156 nucleotides. RefSeq names its product zinc finger protein 396 (gene ZNF396). NCBI's taxonomy places the organism in Eukaryota, Metazoa, Chordata, Mammalia, Diprotodontia, Phascolarctidae. The record is from RefSeq and is a predicted model, not a curated record.
AAACGGAAGUAAAUAGUCACUGCUACUUCUGGGAGAACGUUUUCUGGAGGUCUUUCUACGUAGAAAAACUGAGCUGCCUCCUGCAUAGGCCAGAGUACCUGGGGGCUACCUACAAAGAGAAAUUAAUUUCUGUGAAGAUUAAAUCCCAGCAGAUUUUGGCAUCAGCUCUUCUAAAUCAGAAUGUCUACAGAAGUAAGGGAGGCUUCGAUGCUGGUUUCACAAAUGCCAGAUGAACAAGAUAGGAUUCUAAUAGUGAAGAUGGAAGAGGAGGAAAUCCACACCUGUGAGCAGGAACCCAGUCUCCACUGGAACAGCUGCUAUAGCCCGGAAACAUUUCGACAGCGUUUCAGGCAGUUUGGCUACCAGGACUCACCUGGCCCCCGUGAAGCCUUGAGUCAACUUAGGGAAUUUUGCCAUCUAUGGCUGAGGCCUGAAAUGCACACAAAGGAGCAGAUCUUGGAGCUGCUGGUGCUAGAGCAGUUCCUGGCAAUUCUGCCCAAAGAGCUUCAGACUUUAGUACAAAAGCAUCACCCAGAGAAUGGAGAGGAGGCAGUAACUGUGCUGGAAGAUUUGGAAAGGGAGAUUGAUGGACCAGGAGAGCAGGUCUCAUUCCGUCAACAAAAUCAGGAAGAGAUGGUACUUCAAGGAGCAGAUCAGGAGUCACUAAGCCUUCAAGUCCAGCCCAUGGUUAACCAGCUCAAGUGGGCAUCUUGGGAACUCCACACCCUAAGACAAAGUGGUGAUGACACGAGAGUGGAAAAGGUAGAACUGGCUCCAAAGCAGAUUUCUUCUGAUAUAGCAUCACAUGGUAGUAGUGUUCCUGGCACCCUCAAUAUGAAUGUUCCCCAGGUUUUAAAAUUUAGAGAAACCUGUGAAAGUGAUGGCAGAUUCAAAAGAAGGCAGGGAAAUCCCUCUCGCAAAAAACAGUAUAAAUGUGAUGAAUGUGGUAAAAAUUUCAGUCAAAGCUCAGCCCUUAUUCUUCAUCAGAGAAUCCACAGUGGAGAGAAACCCUAUGAAUGUGAUGAGUGUGCAAAAGCUUUCAGCAGAAGCUCAAUUCUUAUUCAACAUAGGAGAAUCCACACUGGGGAGAAGCCUUAUAUAUGUCAUGAAUGUGGGAAAGCAUUCAGCCAAAGUUCCAAUCUUUUUAGACAUAAGAGAAGGCACAAUAAAGAAAAAAUCCUAACAGUGUCACCGUUUGAGGCAUUUCUCUCCUGGCCGGACCAGGAGAGAACCGGAAGCAGCUCCGCCAGGAGGCUUCUGGGAGAACGUUUUCCUAACAUCCUUUUACGACAGCCCGGAAAGGCGAGCCGCCUGCUUCCAAGGCUGGGGGUGAGGACGAGGAGCCUGCGGGGGAAGCCGGCAGUCAGGCAAUCAGAAGUGGGGGGACAGAAACCGAGGAGCCGGGAGGCUUCAUCCUUGUGUCCGAAGGGCUACUCGUGGAGACACCGCAGCACCCACAGCCAGAGAUUUGCGAGGAAGGACAGGGAAGGGGGAGAGGAGAACUUGCGAUUCUCCAUGGCAACCCUCUUUAAGUUUCCUUCUGAGAUAGUCUCAUUCAGAAUGUCUGCAGAAUUGAGUGAGGAUUCAAUAUUGAUUUCUCCCACUCCAACUGAAAAAGAGAGUAUUUUGAGAGUGAAGAUAGAAGAGGACCGCUCCUAUGAACAGGGAUCUAGUGUCCACUGGAACAGCUGCCAUGGUCCAGAAAUCUUUCGCCAACAGUUCAGGCAGUUUGGGUACCAAGAUUCACCAGGGCCCCGUGAAGCCCUGAGCCAACUCCGUCAGCUUUGCCGUCUCUGGCUUAGACCAGAGAGGCACACAAAGGAGCAGAUCCUAGAGCCUGUCCUGGAGCAGUUCCUGACCAUCUUGCCCAAGGAACUCCAGACCUGGGUUCGAGAGCAUCAUCCAGAAAAUGGGGAAGAGGCAGUGACCAUUCUAGAAGAUUUGGAGAGAGAGCUUGAUGAACCAGGACAUCAGGUCUCAUUCAGUGGUCAAGCACAAGAAGACCUUAUAGAGGAGAUGGAACCUCAGGAAACAGCUGAGGAGUCAUCAAAUAUACAGCCACUGCCCAUGGAAAAUGAGCUUAAGUGGGAAGCGUGGGAGUUCCACCCGCUAAGACACAGUGAUGGUGAUACUCAGACUGAGAAUGGGGAGUCCCCUCCAGAUCAAGAGAUUUCUUCAGGCAUGGAACCACAGGAUGAUAUUUCUGGCACCCUUAAUAUAGACGUUGCUCAGAUUUUCAAAUAUGGAGAAAUCUGUCAGCGUGAGGGCAGAUUUGAAAGAAAGCAGGGAAAUCCCUCUCGUAAAAAACAGCAUAAAUGUGAUGAAUGUGGUAAACUUUUCAGCCAGAGCUCGGCCCUGAUUUUACACCAGAGAAUCCACAGUGGGGAGAAACCUUAUGAAUGUGAUGAGUGUGGGAAAGCCUUCAGCAGGAGUUCAAUCCUUAUUCAACAUCAGAGAAUCCACACUGGAGAAAAACCAUAUAAAUGUCAUGAAUGUGGGAAAGCUUUCAGUCAGAAUUCUGGGCUUAUUAAUCAUCAGAGAAUCCAUACUGGGGAAAAACCCUAUGAAUGUAGUGAGUGUGGGAAAGCUUAUAGUCAAAGCUCAAAUCUUUUUAGGCAUCAGCGAAGACACAGUGAAGAAAAAUCCUAUCAAUGUCAUGAAUGUGUAAAAAUAUUCUUAUAGAGGUUGGGCCUUUUUCAUCAGAAAAGAAGGUGUAAUGGGGAAGGAGGGAAUCAAUUUAGUUUUAGUGGACUAAGUAGUUCCCUCUUAACAUCAUCCACGUGGAAAAUGAGGGAGAUCUGUAGUCAUUAUUUCUACUUUAUCUGUCUUUAUGUUGUUACACCUUUCUAUAGACUCUCAGAAUCUUAACCUUAUUUUUGAUAUUUAUUUCUAAAUUUCCUGUUUGUAAACUCCUCUGCCUGCCCUGUUUCAAAGCUUUCUUGUUAAGACAAGUGAAUUGUUUCUGUAUUCAGAAUAUGAGUCCCUUCAAAGACAGAUUUUAUGUCCUGUUAAAAAUGCAACACCAGAACUCUAAAGACCAAAUCUCCAAAGCACCAUUUCUGACUUUUAAAUUGUCAUCUUUUGUUAAAAUCUUGUUUGCAAAUCAGGCUCUAGGAAUGAUACAUAGCUCAAAAGAAAGAGGUAGACCUUUUAAUGUAAAACAAAAGGAAAUUAAUCUAUAUACAUUAAGUGCCUAGUGUGUGUUAGGCACUGUACUAAGCUCUGGGCAUAGAAAAAGUCAAAAAACUACCUGCUCUCAAGGAGCUCACAAUCCAAUGAAGGAGACCACAAAUGUGUACAAACAAGCUGCAUACAGGAUAAAAGAUGAGAGGCAUUAAGAGGGAUUGAGAAAGGUUUCUUAGAGAAGAUGGAUUUUUGUUGGGACUUGAAGAAAGCUGGUAGGCAGAGAUGAGAGGGAGAGCAUUCCAGGCAUGGGGGACGAGGCCGGUGUCACGGGAUUGAAGAGUAUAUAGCAAGGAGUAAGGUGUAAGAAGAAUGAAAAUGGGUGGGGAACAAGGGUGUGUUGCCCCUUGUAGUGCCAAACAUAGGAUUAUGUAUUUGAUCCUGGAGGUAAUAAGGAGCCACUGGAAUUUAUUGAGUAGGGAGAUGACAUAGGUCAGAGUCAAACAUUGAAAAGCAGACAUGGCACUUAAAUCAGAAAAGGGAUAAACUCUUUUAUUGAAUAAGGAUUGAUUGAUAAUAAUAAGACUCCAUGCAUUAUGAGUACAGUUAUCUAUCUUUUUAAAAAAUGUCCAAAGCUAUCUAAUUUGUAGACAGUUUACUGAUGAAGUUACAGUACCAACAUAUAUCUUAUCAGGAAAUAGUCAAUUAAAAUACAGCUUUAAGAUGGGAAGUUUUAGGAUAUGAGAAUGUGUUGUAGUUACACAUGUUAAGAGGAUAAUGGUGUCAUCCAGGUCAUAUUGGAGUCUAGGAAAAGGAUAGUUGGAGAAUAAAACUUAUCAGCAUGUCUCCAGCACUCUCUAUUUGAUAAUUAAGUACCUACUAUGUGCUUAGCCCUGUGCUAAUCACUGGGUUUACAAAUAACUAAUUCCAACUUUCAAGGGGCUUAUAUUCUAACGUGGAGGGUGAGAAGUUCACUGAGAGUGCUAGCUGCUGGCAUAAGUAUCUAGUCAAUCCAGCCAAUAUAUUGCUGUGGAUGAGAACCACUGAGAUUGAAAAAGAAGUAGUGAGCACUUACAAGUUCCUCAAUGUUACUGUAGCUUGGUACCUACCACUAUGGAUUAUAAACUAGUUUUCUGCUAUAAAUCGGUGUCUUGAGAAUGUAGGGAAAUAUAGACUUUUUCUUCCCUAGGAUAUACUUAUUGCUGAGUAAGUUGAUCCCUUAGAACUAAUGCCACCACCAGAAAUCUAAGGGUUUUAGAUUAAAGAGUUUUCGAGCAGCCCUUAGUAGCAUUCUUCAUCUCCAAGUUGAAGCUGCUCUCUAUUGCGAGUUCUAAAGCUUUUCAAAAGAUCUUAAUAGCUAACUACUCAGACACCAGGUAUCCUUAAAGUUAUACCUUUAUGUUUAAUUGAUCACAUGUUCUGUUUAAAAAUAAAAUUUUUGGUUUGUUCAUGUCUAAAAUAUCUAUCAGACUUCACAAAACUAAUUUUCAGUGUUUCCAGGUUUCUUAACUUGUCAAUAGGGUCAUUAUAAUAAUACACAUAUUAUUAGUCACUAGACUGUGUACUCCAUGGCUAUGUAGCCCAGGUUCAUUGCUUGGUGGAAAACACUAGUAGCAAAAUAAGGCUCUGAGAAAGAGGAGGGGGAAAAAAAAGUAUGUUUAUAGUGACCCUUUGAUGCUGACCCUUAGGAAUUUUAAUCAUUUUAGUCUCAAAAUAAUUAACUAUCUAAUGCUUGGAGUGCCUUCAAAGUAAAAUGGGAUUGUCAUUGGCCAGUUAAAAAUAGUGGUAAAUAAAAGGGCAGCAGGUGGAGAAGUGGAUGCAAAAAGAAGCUCGUUAAUAGAUAUACUGAUCGUGAUUAACCAAGAAAUGUGCUUUAUAGAUUUAACAGUGUACAAAUAUGUCUUGAUACUAUGUAUUUGAAGUUAUAAAAGGGUCUUUUGCUUGGGACUCAUUCUACUUGUAGUUACUAAGAGAGAACAAGUGAUGUCUAAUAAAGCUAUGAGCUCUCCCUAAAAUAAAUAUAUCUUGCAUUA